Colletotrichum truncatum is the source of this 1950-nucleotide messenger RNA. RefSeq names its product ribosome biogenesis gtpase. The record is from RefSeq and is a predicted model, not a curated record. Gene Ontology annotation, cellular component: cytosol. Gene Ontology annotation, molecular function: GTP binding; GTPase activity. Gene Ontology annotation, biological process: ribosomal subunit export from nucleus. Lineage: Eukaryota; Fungi; Ascomycota; Sordariomycetes; Glomerellales; Glomerellaceae.
AUGGUGCAUGCAAAGUCGAAAAACACCGUCGGUCUGGGCAAUGCCCUUAUGAAUGACCGUUUCGGCAAGGGCCGCGGUUCCGACAGAAAGAAGGCUUCCACCAUCACAAGAGUGAACCACGCCACCGGAGAAGAAUACUUGACGAACGAACGACAGGAGGCAGCAUGGGUCAAAAUGCGAUCGGUGACGGAGCAAGGUGCUCUCGACGAAUUCCUUGCGACAGCGGAGUUGGCUGGAACAGACUUCACCGCUGAAAAGAUGAACAACAUCAAAAUUAUCCACACCGACCAGAAGAACCCCUAUCUUCUAUCUUCAGCGGAGGAGAGAGCCGUCGUUGGCAAGCAAAAGGCCCACAAGGGACGCCUGACGGUACCGAGAAGACCGAAGUGGGAUGCGUCUACCACCCGUGAGGAACUGGACCGACGGGAGAGGGACAGCUUUUUAGACUGGCGUCGCGGACUUGCAGAACUUCAGGAAAACAACGACCUGUUGAUGACACCGUUCGAGCGGAACCUCGAAGUUUGGAGGCAGUUGUGGCGUGUUAUUGAGAGAUCGGACUUGGUUGUUCAGAUCGUCGACGCCCGAAACCCGUUGCUCUUUAGAUCCGAAGAUUUGGAAUCCUACGUGAAGGAUAUCGACCCCAAAAAGGAGAACCUUCUUCUUAUCAACAAGGCUGAUAUGUUGACGCUUAACCAACGGAAAAUGUGGGCGAAGUACCUCCAGGAGAACCGCAUCGCCUACAAGUUCUUCUCCGCUUUCCUUGCAAAACAGCUUCAGGAGUCCAUGGAGAGCGAUGAAGAGGAGUCGGAAUCGGAGGAGCCCAAGGCUGGUAGCAGCUCACAAGCGCAGGCAGCUGCGGAAAAGGAGGGAGCCCAAGAGACAGAACCAGAGAGCGAGGAUGGUGAAGAAGGCGGCGCAACUACCACACAACCAGAGGCCGAUCUUGAUGACGAGGCCACAAGAAUUUUGACAGUGGAGGAGCUGGAGGACAUUUUCCUCAGCCACGCUCCCGAGAAUGCCGAACCUGGCCACAAGUUGCAGAUCGGCCUUGUCGGAUACCCUAACGUCGGAAAGUCCUCAACCAUCAACGCCCUGAUUGGUGCCAAGAAGGUAUCCGUCUCGUCGACACCAGGAAAAACGAAGCAUUUCCAGACCAUUCAUCUCAGCGAGAAUGUGGUGUUGUGCGAUUGUCCUGGUCUUGUGUUCCCUAACUUCGCAAGCACCAAGGCGGACCUCGUUUGCAACGGCGUCCUGCCUAUUGACCAAUUGCGUGAAUUCACUGGCCCUUCAGGCCUGGUCGCCCGCAGAAUACCCAAGCCGUUCCUCGAGGCAGUCUAUGGUAUUAACAUCAAGACUCGCGCGAUGGAGGAGGGUGGUACCGGCAUCCCUAGUGCGCAAGAGUUGCUUGCCGCGUAUGCCAAGGCUAGAGGUUUCACGACCCAAGGACUUGGUCAGCCUGAUGAGUCAAGAGCGUCCCGUUACAUCCUCAAGGAUUACGUUAACGGCAAGCUGCUGUACUGUGAGCCGCCACCCAACACUAUCGACGGACCAGAGUUCAACAGUGAGCUGUACGAUGCGGCUCAUCUGCCAGAGAAGCGACGUGCAGCGCUAGCGGCAUCUCUUGAUACCAUGUCGCUCGUAGGCGAUGACAUCUCCAUCGCGCCGUCUGACCUCGCAGUUCUCCCCGCCGGCCCCAAAUCCAAAAAGAUUGACAAGGGCUUUUUCGGAGGCAAUGCCAGCGGUGCCGGUCACUACAAGAUGCCUUUUAGCCACAAGUACACUGAACAGGGACAGAAGCAUCUGAGUGGAAGGAAGGCUCGGGCGAUGAUUGCUCUGGAGAAUGGCAUCGACCCCAAAGAUGUGCAGUUGUCUGCUGGCAAGAAGCACUUCAAGGGUGGUGCGAAGACGAGGAAGGGCAAGCGCCGUGCUGGUGCGGAUGAUGAUGAAUAG